UAUAUUUUAUGAUUUGCUAACUACCUAGUUUUCUACUAGGCUCUUACAAUAAUUGUGUUAAAUAAUGCCAGUGAAAGAUAUGGCUUACUUUAUGUAUAAUUUAUUUCGUUUGAAAAAAUACUUAAAAUAUAUUUUUAUAAUAAUAUUAUUUUUAAUUUAUUAUUUUGGUGUAUUCACUCAUUUUUUCGAGUUGGACUACUUUACUGAUUUUGAGUACCCGCUGGGAACGAAUAUAUCGAAAUGCAUAAUAAACAUGCGGUCCGGUAAUUCUGAUCAAUUACCUUGUAUUAAAAUUAAUCCAUUUGAAUAUGACCUACUGUUAGCAAAUAAUAAUAAAUGCGAUAAGAACAUUCAUCUAUUGAUUUUGGUUAAGUCGUCAUUAAAUAAUUUUGAAAGAAGAAGUGUAAUUCGGAAGACAUGGGGUUUCGAGAGUCGAUUCUCUGAUGUAUUUACUAAAACAGUUUUUGUUUUAGGAAAAUCUUAUGAUAUUGAUUUAGAAAAACGCAUCACAGAUGAACAUAAACAAUAUGGUGAUAUAGUGCAGUAUGAUUUUAUUGAUCAAUACUUCAAUAACACAAUUAAGACAUUGAAUGCAAUUAAAUGGGCAUCGACACACUGUAAUAAUUCUAGAUUUUAUUUUUUCUCUGAUGAUGAUAUGUAUGUUUCGAUAAAAAAUUUACUUCGUUAUUUGCGAAAUCCAUUUGAAUAUCCACAUUAUUUAAACCAAGAGAUUAAAGGAAAGCAAUCACAGCAUAACUUGCCUUCAGAUAUUGAAUUAUUUACUGGAUAUGUUUUUAAUUCUUAUCCACUAAGACAUCAAAUAAGUAAAUGGUAUGUUUCUCUUAAUGAAUAUCCAUAUCAUAUGUGGCCCCCUUAUGUCACAGCUGGUGCUUAUGUGCUAUCCCAUGCAGUUUUAAUUAAAUUUCACUAUGGAAGUUAUUACACCAAGUUAUUCCGUUUCGAUGAUAUAUACUUAGGCCUGUUAGCAAAAAAAUUAAACAUAAGUCCUCUUCAUUGUAAAUAUAUAUAUUUUUAUAAAAAAUAUUAUUCUCCAAGUAGUUAUAAAUAUGUUAUAGCUAGCCAUGGAUAUGAUAAUACUGAAGAACUUUAUAAUGUUUGGUUAGAACAAAAAAGUUAUGGAAAUGCAUAAGACUGUUUAGAAUUUCUGAUAAAAUAUAUAAUUGUAUUUUUAACAAAUUAUUCUCAUGUUAUAAAAUUAAAUAUUGA
Sipha flava (yellow sugarcane aphid) is the source of this 1227-nucleotide messenger RNA. RefSeq names its product beta-1,3-galactosyltransferase brn-like. Gene Ontology annotation, molecular function: hexosyltransferase activity; UDP-glycosyltransferase activity. NCBI's taxonomy places the organism in Eukaryota, Metazoa, Arthropoda, Insecta, Hemiptera, Aphididae. The coding region runs from base 65 to 1150 and encodes 361 amino acids. The transcript is spliced from 2 exons. Gene Ontology annotation, cellular component: membrane. The record is from RefSeq and is a predicted model, not a curated record.